Molecule: messenger RNA, 672 nt
Organism: Impatiens glandulifera
Lineage: Eukaryota; Viridiplantae; Streptophyta; Magnoliopsida; Ericales; Balsaminaceae
Product: glucan endo-1,3-beta-glucosidase 4-like
Exons: 6
Coding region: 1-672 (223 amino acids)
Source: RefSeq, a predicted model, not a curated record
AUGGUCAUUUCUUUACCAUCGUCCCAUAAGCUUUGCGGAUACUUUGUUAAGAUCUGUGAACAUAAUCCAAAGAUCAAGAUCAAUCAAUGCUUGGAAAAUCUCAACGAAUUCUACACACAGCUACAUGAGGAGGCGGACAUUUCAAGCUGGUGCAUAGCAGAUCAGCAAAUACCAGAUGAUGUGCUACAAAGGGAGCUUGAUUGGGCUUGUUCACAUGGUGCAGAUUGUAGCAAGAUCCAGCCCACUCAAGAAUGUUUCAAGCCCAAUACUGUUAGGGCACAUGCUUCAUAUGCCUUCAAUAGCUAUUACCAAAAGCAAAAGCAUAAAGAUCACAAUAGCUGCCUUUUCAGAUAUGCUGCCGUUAUUACUGAAGUUAAUCCAAGUCAUGGUUCAUAUAUGGAGUGGUGCAUAGCAGAUCAGCAAAUGCCAGAUGAUGUGCUACAAAGGGAGCUUAAUUGGGCUUGUUCAAAUGGUGCAGAUUGUAGCAAGAUCCAGCCCAAUCAAGUAUGUUUCAAGCCCAAUACUGUUAGGGCCCAUGCUUCAUAUGCCUUCAACAGCUAUUACCAAAAGCAAAAGCAUAAAGAUCACAAUAGCUGCCUUUUCAGAUCUGCUGCCUUUAUUACUGAAGUUAAUCCAAGUCAUGGUUCAUGCAAAUUUGAAUUUCUUCCUUAA